AUGACGGGCCAAAUAUGGAAUUGCGAGAGUCUUGUACGUAGUUUCAUAGAUAGUCUCCUUGUGGUAAGGACUUUACUCAUCCUCGUGAAUGAGGCUUUUGCAGUUUCUAUUCGAACUCGUCUCUCGGUGUCACUCUCCCAAGAAUUAAUCACCCAAGAUCCAAGACCUUGUUCUGAAUAUGCAAUAAGGAUAGUGUCGUCAGCAUAUAUCAAGUUAUUAAUUAGACGACCGUCGGAGGAGACAAAAUGCAUCCCUGACGCAAUCGUCUUCGAUUGCGAU
This is a messenger RNA of Brenthis ino (lesser marbled fritillary), 279 nucleotides long. NCBI's taxonomy places the organism in Eukaryota, Metazoa, Arthropoda, Insecta, Lepidoptera, Nymphalidae. The record is from the annotation of a GenBank genome assembly.